GUAUCCUGUCCUGUAGGAUCCGCUGGCCUCAGACAUGGCACGUCUGGCCCUCUCUGUCUUCCUCGUACUUUGCUUCUCUUUGCUCCACUUCAGCUCCAGUCGUCCAUCUCGCACCAGAAAGGCUGUGUCACCUCGUCAGUCUGCUGCAGAAGAAGAUGACGUGAAGUCCCAGCUUGACAGGCUGUGGCAGGAGGUGAAUUCCCUGAAAGAGAUGCAGGCGUUGCAAACAGUGUGUCUCCGUGGCAUCAAAGCUCACAGGAAGUGUUAUCUUACAAUUGAGGAACCCAAGCAUUACCAUGAAGCAAAUGAAGACUGUAUUGCACAAGGAGGAACUCUUGCAACACCACGGGACAUGAUGGAAAACAAUGAACUGAGAGACUAUGCAAAGAGGAGUGCUCCAGGAUCCAAGGACUUCUGGAUUGGUGUGGCAGACAUAGUGAAAGAAGGCCAGUAUGUGGAUGUCAACAGCCAGCCCAUCAGCUACUUCAACUGGGACCGCUCCAAGAAGCAGCCCACAGGAACGAAGAGAGAGAGCUGUGUUGCUCUUUCAGUGGUUGCACAAGGAAAGUGGUACGAUGAGGUGUGUCGUAGCCUGAAAAAGUACAUUUGUGAAUAUGUCAUUCCCUAAAAGUGACAAAGUGGUUGUUGAUGAUUUAAUGAUCAUUUAUGCUGGUCAAUGAUUAAA
Molecule: messenger RNA, 685 nt
Organism: Scomber scombrus (Atlantic mackerel)
Lineage: Eukaryota; Metazoa; Chordata; Actinopteri; Scombriformes; Scombridae
Gene: clec3a
Product: C-type lectin domain family 3, member A
Exons: 3
Coding region: 35-628 (197 amino acids)
Source: RefSeq, a predicted model, not a curated record